Molecule: messenger RNA, 1814 nt
Organism: Drosophila serrata
Lineage: Eukaryota; Metazoa; Arthropoda; Insecta; Diptera; Drosophilidae
Product: luciferin 4-monooxygenase
Biological process (GO): fatty-acyl-CoA biosynthetic process; long-chain fatty acid metabolic process
Molecular function (GO): long-chain fatty acid-CoA ligase activity
Source: RefSeq, a predicted model, not a curated record
UUGUGACGGCGCAACGAAGUUCUUAGAGGAAACCGAAUCAUGGCCAUGAUACCAGUUAGUUACAACGAAAAGGAUAAUGUCUGGAGCGGAGCCAAGCGCAACUCUAUAUUCAACUAUGACUCCUCCGUGGGAAAGAUCAUUUUCAACAACAUGAAGAACUGGCCCAAAAACGUGUGUCAGAUUUGUGACGUCGAUGGCAUCACGGUUACUUUUGAGCAAGGACUAACCUGGGCCAUUCGGAUAGCCCAGUAUCUGAAGAAACGAGGACUCAAUCACAAGGAUAUCAUUGGCAUUGCAGCCAAGAACUCCACCUAUGUGAUGCCUCUGGGUGUGGCUUGCCUGAUGAACGGAACUCCUUUUCAUGCAGCUAAUCCUAUGCUGGAUGAAGGAACCUUGACGCAUGUAUUUGCUAUCACGAAGCCCACUCUGAUUUUCUGCGAUGGUCAUGAGUACGAUAAGGUUCACAAGGCCACUGUUGGCUGGCAUCCGGAGAUCUUCACCCUCACCGAUCACGUAGAGGGAGUUCAGAGCAUUGAGACCUUGCUGGAUCCAACAGCCACUGAAAGGAUGUAUCAGCCGGAACCGCUGAAGGAGGGAGGUGAUCAAACCGUGGCCAUCUUGUGCUCCUCGGGAACUACUGGCUUGCCCAAGGCCGUGUGCAUCUCCAACAGCAUCCUUAUUCAGGACAGCAUGUUGGUGAACAGUGAGUCGGUGAUCUUUGUAGGAAGCUGCCUGGACUGGAUUACCGGUCUGUGGGCCUUUGUGUUCAGCACUGUGUUCGGAUGCACCCGCAUUAUCAGCAACAAACCUUUUGCACCUGAAUAUUUUGUGGGUCUGGUGAAGAAGUAUAAGAUCAACUAUGCUGUUCUACCGCCACGUCACCUAUCGGCUUUGAUUACUUGUCCCGCAGCCAACUCGGAAGCGCUGGCCCCCAUCACGCACCUCAACUAUGGCGGCGGAGCAGUAUCCCUAGCCACUUUGCAGCGCUCCCAGGAGCUCUGCGCGAAGGCCAUGUUAAAUUCGGGCUAUGGAAUGACCGAAGUAGGCGCCAUUACGAUCAACAUUGGCAUUAGCAACGUUUCCUCGGCGGGCAGACCUAUUCCGGGUGUUAAGAUUCGCAUCGUGGAUGAGGAGGGCAAGAACCAGGGCUACAAUCAGGUGGGCGAGAUCUAUGUGCACACUGGCCAGGCCUGGAAUGGUUACUAUGGCAAUCCCGUGGAGACACGUCGCAUGCAGGACUUCGAGGGCUGGUUCCACACCGGCGACUUGGGUUAUUUCGAUGACCAAAACUUUUUGUAUAUUGUGGAUCGCAAGAAGGAGAUCCUUAAGUACCAGGGCCUUCACUACUGGCCCACCGAGAUCGAGAGCGUCAUCACGGAACUGCCACAGGUGCAGGAUGUGUGCGUCGUGGGCAUCUACGAUGAGCGGGAGGGCGAUGCCGCCGGAGCUCUAGUGGUAAAGAGCAAGGGAGCCAACAUUUCGGCGAAGGAGAUUGUGGAGCAUGUGGCAAAGAAACUGCCUGCGGUGCAGAAGCAACUCCGAGCUGGAGUGCAGUUCACUGACAAGCUGCCGGCCAAUGUCAAUGGCAAAACGUUGCGCAAGGUGGCACGCGACGUUUUCGUCGCCCAAAGCGGCACAGGAAAGUGAGAUCUUAGGCUCUUCGAUUCAACGUAGUCGAGUUUUUGUUUUUUUAUAAUCAUAAGUGCUGGGAGAUAAUUGAAACACUUCAAAUUAUUAUUAAAGUACCUUACUUGAGGGUCUCGAUAGUGAGGUGACCUUUGGUUUGCAAUAAAUUGUAACUGCAAGACAACUAA